CUUGUCAAAUAAAAUAAUUUUGAUAUGCAAAUGAAUUUUUAGAAAGGUUAAUUGUAAUUUUAAUUAGUAACUUAGAAAUAAUGUUGCAAUUUUUUCAAAGAAGAAAAUCGGAUGAACUGAAGAGUAAUCCUAUUGUGCCAAAUGAAAAUUACUUCGAAAAUGAAAUAGAUUUAAAAAAUAGUGUUUAUGAUUUUAUAAGAACAAUUAAAGAUCCGGAAAAACCACAAACGUUAGAAGAUUUAAAUGUUGUUUAUGAAGAUGGUAUCACCAUUCAGCCUCCAACAACGGGAAAUGUUAGUGUAGUACGUGUUGAAUUUAAUCCAACUGUUCCACAUUGUUCAUUAGCAACUUUAAUAGGACUUUGUAUUCGAGUAAAAUUAGAGAAAAAUAUUCCACAAUACUUAAAAUUAGAUAUUUAUAUAAAAAAAGGAACUCAUGAUACGGAAGAUGAAAUUAAUAAACAAAUAAAUGAUAAAGAAAGAAUAGCGGCAGCUAUGGAAAACCCUAAUUUGAAAGAAUUAGUGGCAAAUUGUAUAAAAGAAGAAGACUAAUUAAAUAUCCAUAUCCGAAUAAGGAUUUGAUAUGCGUCCUUUUGUAAAUGUGACAUAAAUUUUAAUUAUUGUUAUUGUAGAUAAA
Messenger RNA from Chrysoperla carnea, 636 nucleotides. It is a transcript of the gene galla-1, whose product is annotated as MIP18 family protein galla-1. The record is from RefSeq and is a predicted model, not a curated record. Lineage: Eukaryota; Metazoa; Arthropoda; Insecta; Neuroptera; Chrysopidae. Bases 81 to 551 code for a protein of 156 amino acids. The transcript has 4 exons.